AGUUCAACUUCUGGUCACACUGUUUGUUCCCUAUGCCACUGUGUGGUGUAGUAUAAAAAAAAAAUUGUGUUCUUAAAAAAAUGAUUGAAAUAAACAAAACUGCAAUCGGGAUUGCAGCAGGACUCGCGGGGACACUGUUUAUAGGAUAUUGCAUUUAUUUUGACAAAAAGCGUCGAAAUGAUCCCGACUACAAGAAGAAAGUUCGCGAGCGUCGUCGCCGCAAUCGUAAGACCGGAUCAGCCAAGCAAGGAAUGCCAAAUUUGAAUGACCAUGAAGCCAUUGAAAGAUAUUUCCUUCAGGAAAUUCAGCUGGGCGAAACCUUGAUUGCCCGUGGUGACUUCGAAACUGGCGUUGAACAUUUGGCGAAUGCAAUUGUCGUCUGUGGCCAGCCCGCUCGUCUACUUCAAGUACUACAAUCCUCUCUGCCGGCUCAAGUAUUUGCCAUGUUGAUUAUCAAAAUGCAAGAGUUCGGAAAUCGUGCUGCCGAAUCCAGUGAUGGUGGUCUUGCCGGUUCUGGAUCACGCUCCAAUCAAAUUGAUAAUUCCGCAAACAUUUUAGAAACUUCAGGACAUGCAGUUAUUGAUGACUUGGAAUAAUAUUUUGAAAAAUUAAUAGAAGAGCCUGGCAUAUAUAUUUCAACACAACAAACAGAUAAGGGCUUUAUUAUAAUUUAAUAAACUGCAUUACAAAUGUAUUGUACAAAUAUUGAUUUCUCAACGUUACCGAUAUACAAUAAUAAGCAUUCAUAGUUA
Molecule: messenger RNA, 752 nt
Organism: Drosophila sulfurigaster albostrigata
Lineage: Eukaryota; Metazoa; Arthropoda; Insecta; Diptera; Drosophilidae
Gene: Tom20
Product: mitochondrial import receptor subunit TOM20 homolog
Exons: 3
Coding region: 81-596 (171 amino acids)
Biological process (GO): protein import into mitochondrial matrix; tRNA import into mitochondrion; protein targeting
Cellular component (GO): mitochondrial outer membrane translocase complex; mitochondrial outer membrane
Molecular function (GO): transmembrane protein transporter activity
Source: RefSeq, a predicted model, not a curated record